Molecule: messenger RNA, 17345 nt
Organism: Oncorhynchus keta (chum salmon)
Lineage: Eukaryota; Metazoa; Chordata; Actinopteri; Salmoniformes; Salmonidae
Product: hemicentin-1-like
Exons: 81
Coding region: 302-12946 (4214 amino acids)
Molecular function (GO): calcium ion binding
Source: RefSeq, a predicted model, not a curated record
CAUACACUACCAUUUCUCCAGAGGAGCUGCUUUCUUCAAUCCGUCCAAACUUUUGUGCAUGGAUGUUACUCGGGACGAAAUAACGUGCUACACCAUCUAGUCUAGAUCUACAUGUAGGCUAUUUCAGUUGAGGCACAACAUUUUUCAAAUAUUUUUUAGUUUGGUUGUCUUUGGCAAUAAUUCGAUUUCUAUAGAUACAUUUUUUGGGGGGGAUGCGCCAAAACGUAUUUUUUUUUAGGUGUUAAUGUUUUAACUGGUUUGUUACGUUUAUGAAAUCAAACACAGAUGCAGUAAAUUGAGAAUGACCGCUAUUAUGUUGAAGUGCCUUGUCUUGGCGCUCUUUAUUUGCGGGCACAAAGUCCUGACCGACCCGCGAGUUGAGGGUGGCCAGGAGCACUUUGAUUCCAUGGACAGUGACAGCGCUUCAACCCUGGCAUUUGUGUUCGAUGUUACUGGUUCAAUGUAUGACGACCUCAAACAGGUGAUAGAUGGAGCCUCUCGGAUCCUGGAAAAGACCCUCAACCGGAGGACAAGACCCAUCAAAAAUUUUGUCCUCGUGCCAUUUCAUGACCCAGACAUUGGCCCUGUGUCCAUCACCACUGACCCAAAGAAGUUCCAGCAGGAUCUGCAGGAGCUGUUUGUCCAAGGAGGUGGAGACUGUCCAGAGAUGAGUAUAGGAGCCAUAAAGAAGGCCCUGGAGGUGUCCCUACCAGGCUCCUUUAUCUACGUGUUCACUGACGCCAGAGCCAAAGACUACCGCCUCAAACGGGACGUACUGCAGCUGGUGCAGCUCCGACAAUCACAGGUUGUGUUUGUGCUGACUGGGGACUGUGGAGACCGCUCUCAGCCUGGGUAUAGAGCCUAUGAGGAGAUCGCUGCCACAAGUUCUGGACAGAUCUUCCACCUGGACAAGCAGCAGGUCAAUGAGGUCUUGAAGUGGGUGGAGGAGACAGUGCAGGCCCUGAAGGUUCACCUGCUCUCUUCCAAUCAUGACAGCGCUCAGGAGAACCAGUGGGAGGUGCCCUUUGACCCCAGCCUGAAGGAGGUCACUGUGUCACUUAGUGGCCCAGCCCCUCAGAUCGAGCUCAGGGAUCCCCUUGGUCACACUGUUAGAGUGGAGGAGGGCCUCACAGAGCUGCUGAAUAUCCCAAACUCUGCCCGUGUUGUCAACCUGAAGUUCCCCCGACCUGGAGCCUGGACUCUGAAGGUGGGCUGCGGUGGCCGCCACACUCUGAGAGUUUCAGGGGUCAGUAAUCUGGACUUCCGGGCUGGGUUCUCCAGUAUACCAGUGUCUGAGUUCAACCAUACCAGGGAGAGACCCAUCAAAGGAGUUCCAGCCCAUGUGCUGCUGAAGUGUACAGGACUGAAGCCCCCAGGUCAGCUGAGUCACAUGGAGUUAGUUUCAGGUUCAGGACGCUCCCUACGUACCCUCCCUGUGCCUCUGCCCUCUGACAGUGGCAGCCGAGGACUCUGGAGUGUCCCAAAAUUUCGCACUCCUUCCCAAAGCUUCUUCCUCAAGGUGACAGGGAAGGAUGAUGAAGGAUACCCCUUCCAGAGGUUGUCCAGUGUCUCCUACACAAACAUAAUCCCAGAUCCCCCAGCGGUGAGCAUGCCCAAGGUGGUGAACGGCUUUUAUAUGCAGCCCGCUAUGAUUGGCUGUUCGGUAGAGAGCGACGUUCCCUAUAGGCUGAGGUUCACCAGGAGUGGCGUUGCUAUUGGGGAGGAGAAGUUGUUCCAGUUCUCUGGCAAAGCAUUUUGGGAAAUUCCACAUGCCUCAGGUGAGGAUGAGGGUUCGUACGAGUGCAUCGCUCAGAGCAGCGCAGGACUCAGACGAGCGCUCACACAGCUGACCGUGAGAGAGCCUCCUCCGGUGCUGAAGGCCCCACUGAACGUGAGCUCUACGGUGGGGGCUGUGGCCGUGAUGGCCUGCCAGGUGGAGGGCUCCAUGCGCCACAACCUGACUUGGCAGCGGGCAGGCGUCACUAUCUUGGCCCACUCCGGGAGGGUCAGGGUCCUGCCCAACUCCUUCCUGGAGAUCAAUGAGGUGCAGCCCCAGGAUGCCGGCCAGUACCAGUGUGUGGCCACCAAUGCCAACGGAGACAGCCGAGUCACAGUGUGGCUGCUCGUCCCAGAGGCCCCUUCUGUGGUAGUCAGACCCCAGAGACAAGCCUUCUCCAGGGGGUCUGAGGUCCGCCUCGUCUGCACAGCAGCCGGCUCCCCCCCUCCGCAGCUCUUCUGGAGUCAUGGAAACAUGUUCCUCUCUAAUCGGCCAAGGAUGAGUAUAUCCAACCACGGAGGUCUAACAAUCAGAGAUGCCCUCCCCGAGGAUGCUGGGAACUACACCUGCCUGGCAACCAACGAGGCUGGAACUGCCACUCAGACUGUGUCUCUCAAUUAUGCAGAGGAACCCAGUAUCUGGGUGGUGAAACAGGUUGUGAUGGUCGCAGUUGGAGGUGAUGCGACUCUGGAGUGCCGAGCCACCGGAGUUCCUCUUCCUCUGGUCAAAUGGUCCAAAGUUGAUCUACAGGCGGGCUCAAUUCCUUUUGCUGAGCAGGACGUGCAUCACGGGACGCUGCAGAUCCGAGGAGUGCAGGCGAUGGAUGCUGGGGAGUACAGCUGUGUGGCCAGUAACCCUGCGGGAACCUCGUCUGCUACUGUUAUCCUGGAGGUCGGAGCGGCCCCUCUAUUCUCAGAAACCCCAGUUGACAUGACAGUGGAUGUGGGGGAGAAUGUCACGCUGCCCUGUGUUGCCCGGGGUUUCCCCUUGCCUACAGUUACCUGGCGUCUAAAGGAUGGUAGAGCGAUCAUCUCUGAAGCAUACAGCAGUGGUGGCACGGUGCAACUAGAAACAGGGCAUCUCCUGAUCCAGGAUGUCUGGUUGGAUGAUGAAGGCCUGUAUGUCUGUGAGGCCAAGAAUCAGUUCGGAACCAUCAGGACUGAGGCCAGAGUCAGUGUCAGUGGACUGGAGCCCCCUCUUUUGGCACAUGGUGUCCCAGUCAUCACCACUGGGAUUAGUGAGUCCCUGAGCAUACCCUGCAUGCUAUUGGAUGGAAUACCCCUGCCAGAGAGACACUGGACCCACAAUGGAAACCAACUGCAGCUGAGUGGCAGGAAGUUCCUGAGGAGCGAUGGCAGCCUGUACAUAGAGAGGGCACUCCCAGAGGAUGCUGGGAUCUAUGUUUGCACUGCGGUGAACGUAGCCGGGUCGGUCAACACAUCAGUCAGCCUGGAAGUCCAUGUACCCCCAGAGAUCAGCGCUGGUCCAUACCACUACAUAGCCAACGAGGGCGUGGCCAUCACCAUGUCAUGUGAGUCCAGUGGAGUUCCCAAGCCAACUGUUGUCUGGUCCAAGGGAAGGGAGCCCCUGCCCAGAGGCAGGUCCUCCCCCCAGUCAGACCCUGAUGGCUUCCUCCAUAUCCUCAACCCCACUGCAGAAGAUGCAGGCAUAUAUAUUUGCACAGCCACCAGUGCAGUGGGCUACACCAGCCGUGAGAUCAAGCUUAGUGUCAACACCAAGCCUAAGCUCAUAGGUGUGAGUGGUGAGGAGAACACGGUGAAAAUGGCUGCUGAGGUGGGCUCUGAGGUCAUCCUCCCUUGUGAGGUCCAGGGCAGUCCCUCUCCUCUGGUCACAUGGAGCAGGAACGGCCAGCCAAUCCCUCCAGUCACUGCUUGGUUCACCGUGCUGCCUUCUGGUUCUCUCAAGAUCACCGAUGUCCGACUGAUUGAUAGUAAACUUUACACCUGCUCAGCAGAAAACCCAGCCGGCAACGUGUCGCUCAACUACAAUUUACACAUACAAGUUAAGCCCAAGAUCCAGGCAGCUCCGUCCCUGCUGAAGGCGCUGAUAGGCCAGACGGUGGUUCUGCCGUGUGUGGUUCAGGGGGAGCCCAGACCUGAGAUCAGCUGGUUCCACAACGGACGUCCUGCCGGGGCGAGGGACACUGCAGCCCUCAGAAUCCACAGGGCCAGCCUCACUGACCAGGGCACCUACAGCUGUGUGGCCAAGAACACUGCUGGACAGGAUACCAUGGAGGUCAAACUGGAGGUGCUAGAGGCCCCGUCCUUCGCUGAGCCUGGAGAUGCCAUCAUGGAGAAAGUGUCUCACAGCAAGGUCACCAUCCCCUGCCCUGCUGAAGGCUCACCCUUUCCAAAGGUGCGCUGGUUCAAGAACGGUCUUGGGAUAUUCCCUGACCAAUCAGAGUUCUCUGUGGCAGAAGAUGGCUCUCUUGUGAUUGGCUCUGCAUCUGCCAGUCACAGCGGGGACUUCAAGUGUGUGGCCAGCAAUGAUGCAGGCUCUGUUGAGCGGAAGACACGGCUGAAAGUGAAUGUUCCCCCCGAGAUACAGGAUGAUGGACAGCCCCUGAACCUGACUGUCACCCUGAAGCAGCCCCUCACUCUCGGCUGUGAUGCCUUUGGUAUCCCCUCCCCCACAAUCACCUGGACUAAAGACGGACAUAAUGUGGUGGACUCCCUUGGAGUGUACCUUCAGAAUGGGAAGAGACUUCUGAGAAUCUACCGGGUCCAGGAAGAGCAUGGUGGCCACUUCACCUGCACAGCUAGUAACACAGCCGGGCAGGCCCAAAGGAACUACAACAUUGUAGUACAAGCCCCACCAGUAAUCUCGGGGACGUCCAGGGUACAAGACCUGUCAGUGGUUGCUGGACAGGAGGUGGAGGUCCAGUGUUGGGUCGGUGGGCGCCCAGCCCCCAAAGUAGAAUGGAGCCGGGAUGGAGAGGUGCUGUCCAAGGACGGGGACCCCCAUGUGGAGUUCCAUGAGCAGGGCCAGGUGAUGAAGGUGAAGACAGUCAGACUGAGGGACCAGGGCUUGUACCAGUGUCUGGCCAGUAACAGCGCUGGGACACAGAUGCGCCAGUUCAGACUCAUAGUGCUAGCUCCCCCCACCAUCAGGGGCCCCAGUGAGACCUCAGAGGUGUCUGUGGUGUUGGGUUUCCCCACCGUUCUGCCUUGUGAUGUAGAAGGUUCUCCCAUGCCCAGUAUCACCUGGCUGAAGGACAACCAGCCCAUUGUGUCCAGUGCCCAGCUCACCUACACCCGGGGUGGGCAGGCGCUGCGGCUGGGGACAGCACAUGGAGACAGUGCUGGUAUCUACACCUGCCGAGCCUCAAACCCUGCAGGCACCACUCUCAAACACUACUCACUCAGCGUGCUUGUUCCACCCCAGAUUGAAGGCAACUCUACAUCUCUGAGUUUUGGCGGCCGAGAUGAGAAAGUGCGUAUCAAUGGCUCAUUAACCCUGUCCUGUCUGGCUAAAGGCUUUCCUGAACCCAAGACCCAGUGGUUCAAAGAUGGUCUGUUGUUGACUAGGAACUCCCACACUGGUAUUCGUGAGAGUGGUCAGUUCCUUCACAUAGACAAUGCCAUACUCUCCCAUGAGGGACAAUACACCUGUGUGGUCACCAACACUGCAGGAGAGGACAAGAGAGACUUCUAUGUCACCAUUCAUGUUCCUCCCAUCUUCCAUCGGGUGAGUAACGGUGCAGCAGCCUGGGGUCUGAGAGGAGAGGAUGAAGAAGAGGAGGGAGGGGACAGAGAUGAUGAGAUAACUGAGAAGAGAGAGGUGGUCCUGGGGCAUCCCAUCAGCUUGUCCUGUGAGAGUAACGCCAUCCCCCCGCCCCAUCUUAGCUGGUAUAGAGAGGGACACAAGCUCUCCACUGCUGACGGAGUGGUACUGCUUCCAGGUGGGCAGGUGCUCCAGAUCCCUCGGGUCCAGCAGGAGGAUGCUGGAAAAUAUACAUGUCAGGCGGUGAACGAAGCAGGAGAGGACCGCAUGCACUUUGACCUGGAUGUGCUGGUUCCCCCAGUGAUAACUGGCCAGUUGGAUGAGUUCAUGCAGGAGAUAGGAGCGAUAGUGAACAGCACAGUGGCUCUCCACUGUGACGUAACGGGUCAUCCAGCACCAGCAAUCUCCUGGCUGAGGGACGGCACACCACUGCACUCCGGACAACACCACAGCAUCAGUAAGGACGGGAGACAACUACAGGUCCUCAGUGUGCAGGUAUCAGACAUGGCUGGUUACCUUUGUGUGGCUGAAAACAAGGUUGGAGCAGUGGAAAAGCUCUUCAGUCUAACAGUGCAAGUUCCCCCAAGGAUGGUGGCUGGCAGGGAGGAGGAGGUGAGUGUGAUCCAGGGACACAUGGUGUCCCUGCUGUGUGACGUCCAGGCGUACCCUCCUCCAGAGAUCACAUGGACCAGAGAUGGACAGAUCCUCCAGUUCAGCAUGGGAAUCCACAUCCUGCCAGGAGGUCAGAUGCUGCAGCUGCCCCGGGCCAGACUAGAGGAUGCAGGACAGUACGUGUGCACUGCCACCAACUCAGCAGGCCAGGACCAGAAGAGCAUCCUACUCAGUGUUUAUGUCCUGCCCACGUUGAGGCCCCGCCUUGACUCUGAGUCAGAGUUCGUGACCCCUCAGAUGGGCUCGUCUGUCACUCUGCGCUGUGAGGCUCGGGGGAUCCCAGAGCCUGAGGUUACAUGGUACAGGAACGGGCUACAGCUGGCAGCUGGGAAUGGACUGAAGGUGGACCAGCAGACACUGGAGAUCAUGGGAGUGCAGAUGGCUGAUGGUGGAAUCUACACCUGCAAGGUGUCCAAUGUGGCUGGACAGGUGGACAGGACCUUCCGCUUGACUGUCCAUGUUCCCCCUGUCCUGGAUGGGCCUCUUCAUGAGUCUCUCACUCAAAACCUGGGCUCCCAUGUCACCUUGUUGUGUGAAGCUACAGGGGUCCCAGUACCUAGCAUCACCUGGCUGAAGGAUGGCACCCCUAUUGAGAGCAGUCUGCAGUGGCAGUGGUCGGUACGAGGCAACAGACUGGAGCUGGGUCCUCUCACCCUCUCUCACGCUGGGACCUACACCUGUGUGGCCAAGAACAGGGAGGGACAGACUCAGAAGGAUUACACUCUCACAGUGCAAGUGUCGCCCACGAUCCUGGACUCUGGCCACUCGUCUGAACUGAGUGCCCCAGUGGGCGAUGAUCUGACUCUGGAGUGCAGAGUGACAGGGACACCUGCACCCCACCUCAGCUGGCUGAAGAACGGCGCCACUCUGGAAGAUUCAGACCCCCAAAAAAUAGACAUAGCCCCUGAUGGGAGCACUCUAACCCUGCUAAGGCUCAGGCCUGAGGACUCUGGGAUGUACACCUGUCUGGCUGUCAGCCCUGCUGGUCAGGAGAACAAGAUCUACACCCUCUUUGUACUGGUACCUCCCUCUAUCUCGGGCGAGACUAGCGCCCCCAGAGAGGUGCAGACCACCCAGGACAGUGUGGUGACACUGGAGUGCCAGGCAGCGGGAAACCCUCCACCUCAGAUCAGCUGGCUGAGAAAUGGACGCCCCCUGCUUCUGUCUUCCCGUACCCGCCUUCUCUCAGCAGGCGCUGUACUUAGGAUUUCCCCAGUGCAGCUGGCAGACUCUGGGAUCUAUACAUGUGUGGCACGCAGUCGCGCUGGCCUCGCCGAGCUCAACUUUGACGUACAGGUUCAAGUGCCUCCAGGUGUGGAGCCUGUAGAGUCAGUCACAGUGGUGCGGGGGUCCUUGGUGACACUGACCUGUGAGGCGCGGGGUGUCCCUCCUCCCUCCCUGACCUGGCUGAAGGACGGCCAGCCCCUGUCCCUGCACCGUAACCUGCUGUUGGACGGCCAGGAGACACGGCUGCAGCUGCCUGAUGUGGGGCUCUCUGACAGAGGCCUCUACAGCUGUGUUGCCAGCAACCAGGCUGGCAGCAGCACCAAGAGCUUCAACCUCACUGUGUUGGUUCCUCCAAAGAUUUCCAUCUCCAGUUCUCCAGAAGAGUUGAUGGUAGCUGUGAACACUGCUCUGGAGCUGGAGUGUACUGCCGAGGGCAUCCCUCCUCCUACCCUCAGCUGGCUCAAGGAUGGGCACCCCUUACAGGGAGAUAGUGAGAUAGUGCAGGAGGAUGGACACUUUCUUAGGAUUACCCAAGUGCAGGUAGAGGAUGCAGGUCUUUAUACCUGUCUGGCUACCAGCCCAGCGGGCGAGGAUGGAAAGAACCACUGGGUCCGGGUUCAAGUUCCGCCAACUCUUCUUGGCUUUGAUGAUGUCAGAUUGUUGUCAGUCCCAGCCAAAGGACACCUGACUAUGGAGUGCCAGGCUGACCUUGACCCUGCACCUGAUAUAGAAUGGUACAAGGACGACGUGAGACUACAGCUGGGGGGUCGCAUCCAGAGGCUUGCCGGGGGUCAGUACCUGGAGAUCCAGAAUGUUAGGCCUCAGGACAGUGGCCAGUACAGCUGUGUGGUCACCAACAUGGCCGGAAGCACCAGCCUUUUCUUCACUGUGGAGAUCCUCUUGCCACCAGUCAUCAGAGAGAGCAGCUCUGAGGUCACUGCACAUAUCAGGCAGGAUGCAGUCCUGCCCUGUGAAGUAGAGGGGGAAACCUCACCUAGGGUCAUGUGGAGGAAAAAUGGCAUCCCUAUAGAUCCUGACAAUAACAAGUACACCAUGCUGUCUGAAGGCUCUCUGCGUGUAAAGGCUGUUCAGCUAAGUGACUCUGGCCGCUACUACUGCACCGUGUCCAAUCAGGCCGGAUCAGAUCAUAGUGGGAUGGACUUACGUGUGUUAGUGGGUCCCUCGAUCAGCCCUGGUCCUUUCAAUGUGACGGUGACCACAGGGGUGAGAGCCGUACUGAGCUGUGAGACUACAGGUAUACCAGCCCCUAAAGUCACCUGGAAGAGGAACGGCACUCCACUAGACCCCAACCAGCAGCCUGGCACAUACAUGUUACUCUCCUCUGGAUCUCUGACAAUUUCCUCUCCAUCCAAUCAGGAUGAGGGAUACUUUGAAUGCACAGCAGCCAAUGAGGUUGGAGAGGAGCGCCAGGUCAUUGAGGUCAUCCUACAAGUCGCUCCAACCAUUGAAGAUGACAUUACAACAGUCACUGCUAUCAAAAUGGCCCCUGUGGUGCUGCCAUGCCAUGCACAGGGCAUCCCAGAGCCCACUGUCAGCUGGACCAAGAGUGGAGCCAAGCUGGGAUCCCGGGGAGGAAGUUACCGGGUCCUGCCCACAGGAGUUCUGGAGAUCACAGCUACUACCCCCAGUCAUGCAGGGAGGUACACCUGCUCUGCCCGGAACCCUGCAGGAGUGACCCACAAACACAUCACUCUCACAGUGCAAGAGCCCCCUGAGAUCAGGCCUAUGACAGAGGAAGUACAAGUAGUGUUGCAUCAUGGGACGGUUCUGCCUUGCGAGGUGCAGGGUUUCCCCCGACCCUCCAUCACCUGGCAACGAGAGGGUGUUCCCAUAACAGCUGGUCACAAACUGGCUCUCCUUUCAAACGGAGCUCUGAAGUUCUCUCGAGUCACUCUGGGUGAUGCGGGCACCUACCAGUGUCUGGCACAGAACGAAGCUGGCACAGCAAUAGGAAGGACACGUCUAGUACUGCAAGUUCCCCCAGUGCUGAGAGUUCCUCGUGAGGAGUACGCAGCAGUCCUGGGCCAGCCAGUGAGCCUGGAGUGUUUGGCAGACGGACAGCCCCAGCCGGAGGUGUCCUGGCAAAGGGAGCGCAGGCCCCUCACAGAGGGGGCACACAUACAGCUCUUUGCCAAUGGCACCCUGAGGAUCGCAGCCACACAACGCAGUGAUGCUGGACUGUACACCUGCUCAGCCAAAAACCUCGCUGGCAGGGCCAGCCAUGACAUGAGGCUUGCCAUAAUGAUCCUGCCCAUGAUUCCUGUUGGUCAGCCGGAGUUGUCCGUCAUCCAGGGCUUCCAGGCCUUGUUACCCUGUGCGGCUCAGGGUUCACCAGAGCCCAGGGUGUCAUGGAAGAAGGAUGGUAACAUCGUUCCCAGCCUGUCUGGCAAAUUCACUGUGCUGCGGUCAGGAGAGCUGAUCAUUGAGAGGGCAGAGCCAGAUGAUGGUGGUGUGUUCACCUGUGUGGCCACCAACACAGCAGGCACUGUGAGACAGGACACCCGCCUGUCCGUCAACAUGAGACCCGCCUUCAAGGAGUUACCUACUGACGUGACCAUGAACAAAGGUCAAAGUCUCAGCUUGUCUUGCCACGCCCAGGGCAUCCCUACCCCUGUCAUCUCCUGGACCGCUAACAACAGCCCCUAUCCAGUUUCCAGUGUGGACGAGGCAGGCAGAAGCUCCUUGGUAAUAGAGAAUGUGACCUUGAGGGAUGCAGGAACCUAUGUGUGCCUAGCAGAGAACAGUGUGGGCACCAUCAGAGCACUCUCAUUUGUCCGCAUCAGAGAACCACCGGUGUUGAAGGGAGAGGCCCACACCUCUCAGACUGUGGCCCAGAGUGGCACUGCCAUGCUGGACUGUCCUGUCCAUGGAGACCCCAGUCCGGUCCUCCGCUGGGUCCAUGACGGCAGACCCCUUCUCCGCUCCCUUCGCCUGCAAUCCCUCCAUAAUGGCUCCUUGGCCAUCUACAGCAUCACGAGAGAAGAUGCAGGGGAGUACCAGUGUGUGGCUGAGAGUGAGGCUGGGGUCGCUGAGAGGACGAUUUCUCUCAAAGUACAGAUCAAUGGAGGUUAUUCUAACUGGGAGGAUUGGGGCCCAUGCAGCACCACCUGUGGUCGAGGGAAUCAGGAGCGAAUCAGGUUAUGCAACAAUCCAGAGCUGGCCAAUGGGGGGAAAUCAUGUGACGCUCCCAGUAGGGACUCCAGGAGAUGUCAGAUUGGACUCUGUCCAGGGGAGGCCCCUCGUAAGGCCAGGGGGAGUCUGAUUGGGGUGGUGAAUGAUAGGGAGUUUGGGGUGUCGUUCCUGGAGGCUAACAUCACAGAUAACCCAGAAGAGGGCACCAGCACCCUGCAGGCCCACCUGGACAACAUCCCUCCUAGUGUGGGUCCAUUGCUACGGGUGUUGGUGUCUGUGUUUGCUCCCAUCUACUGGACCACAGUGCUGCAGACUGGAGCAGCCAAGAACGGCUACUCCCUGACCCAGGGCCUGUUCAGACAGGAGUCACAGCUGGAGUUUGACACAGGAGAGAUCCUUCAGUUGACCCAUGUAGCCAGAGGUCUGGACUCAGAGGGGGCUCUCCUAAUAGACAUUGUCAUCAACGGCUUUGUCCCUCUGACAUUAUCAACCUCCCAUCUCAAUCUGCAGGAGUUUGAUGAGUCAUACGUGCAAACGGGACCAGGGCAGCUGUACUCAUGGUCGUCCCAGGCCCACCAGAGAGCAGACGGUCCCAUGGUGCUGCGCUGUAACCACUCCAUCAUCUACGAGGGCCGAGAGGAGCGUCAGGGGCCACUGCUGCAGCUCGUCAAGGUGUCCCAGAUGGAUGGCAUCUACAGCAUGUUCACUCUCAGUCUGGACUUCCAGAUCACAGCCUCCCUACUCCUACCUGAUGGGGAUGGAAAAACAUGCCCGGAAGGUUUUGUCCUGGAUACAGCCUCUUACUGUACAGAUGAGGAUGAAUGUGCUGCCGAGUCGCCUUGCUCACAUUCCUGCAACAAUGUGAUGGGUGGCUUCUCCUGUGCCUGUCCCUCUGGCUUCACCAUCUCCCCAGAAACCAACACAUGUCAAGAUAUUGAUGAAUGUGCCCAGGGCUCCCACAUGUGCCACUACAACCAGCAGUGUGUGAACAUGGUUGGCACAUACCGCUGCCAGGCUAAAUGUGUCCCAGGCUUCAAGCCCAGCGCCAUGGGAUCCAGCUGUGAAGAUGUGGAUGAGUGCCAGGAGUCGUCUCUCUCCCCUUGUCAGCAGCAGUGUCUGAACACCCUGGGCUCCUUCCGCUGUGUCUGCAACCCUGGCUACCAGCUGUCUGGCCAGCGCUGUCUGGACAUCAACGAGUGCAGCAGGCAUGUGUGCCCAGGUCACCAGCAGUGCCGCAACACAGAGGGAGGCUACCAGUGUUUCGACAGCUGCCCAGCUGGCAUGAGAAUGGGAGAGAAUGGAGCCUGCGUCGAUGUGGACGAAUGCCAGGAUGGAAGCCACUUGUGCCGGUACAGCCAGAUGUGUCAGAACACCAUUGGGGGGUACGGCUGUGUCUGCCCCAGAGGUUAUCAGUCCCAGGGGGUGGGCCGUCCAUGCCUGGACAUUGAUGAGUGCCUACAGAUGCCAAACCCCUGUGCCCACCAGUGCCGUAACAUGCCAGGCAGCUUCCGGUGCCUCUGCCCACCAGGCACUGUGUUAAUGGGGGAUGGGCGCUCUUGUGCUGGUCUAGAGAGAGGACAGGUCUUCUCCAACGGUAGCCGUGUCAGGGCAAGACUGCGCCCACAGCUGGUGUCAUCGCUGGGUAGGCCCAUUCCCUCUCGGCAUCAUGGGGUGUCUCGCAUCACCAGACAGAGCUGCCCCAUAGGCUAUACCAACAGAGAUGGCACAUGUGUCGAUCUGGAUGAGUGCUUGCUGAGGAACCCAUGCCAACAUGAGUGCCGGAACACAAUAGGGGGUUUCCAGUGCCUCUGUCCUACAGGCUACCAGCUGUUACCCAACGGCAGGAGUUGCACAGACAUUGAUGAGUGUGCAGUACAAGGCAUCCAGUGUGGACACAACCAGAUGUGCUUCAACACUCGUGGAGGAUAUCAGUGUUUGGACACGCCCUGCCCUGCAUCCUAUCAGAAAGGAGGAAGCCCAGGGACGUGCUACAGACCCUGCUCUCGGGACUGUGGAUCUGGGGGUUCCCCUCUGCUACUGCAGUACAAGCUGUUGACCCUCCCCCUAGGCAUCCCAGCCAAUCACAACGUGGUGCGCCUGUCUGCCUUCUCGGAGGGGGGGGCGUUGCAGGAGAUAACAUCCUUCACCAUUCUAGAGCAGGGCAAUGAGGGGGGUCCAGGGGUGGGGGCAGGGGGCCAGAUGUUUGGCAUCAGGGACGAGGCAGGCAGGGGCAUCAUCUUCACCAUGCGGCCCCUGCAGAGGUCAGGCCUGGUGCGUCUCGGGGUGCAGGCCACCACCCUCUCCACACAGGGCCGCAUCACAUACCAGAGCAUCUUCAUCAUCUACAUCUCCAUCUCUAGAUACCCCUACUGAGAUGAGCCCCCCCAGCUGGAGGCUGGAACUGACUGUGUGUGCCCCUGAGAGGCCACUGACCCCUCCUUCACCAACCUCUGUAGAAUCAGGCCCACAGCCUGGAGGCCUGUGAGACAGAGCGUGCUAACCAAGCCAAGAAAGCACUAAUAAUGAGACAAGGUAAACAGUAUUAACACUAAGGAUUUCAUGGAUAUUUGGACCCUCUGGUACAAUAAGUAAACUGGAUUGAAAUGGAUCUUAAACUGUGGGGACACAAUUUUGCCAAAAUCUGUUCUUGUAAAGAAAUUGACCUUUUAUAAGAUUUGUUGGAUUCAUUACAAUGAACACUCCAAAGAUGGUCCUGUAGCAUUAGAAUGGCGUGUAGUUAUUUAUAUUGUGAUAAUGCUACAGGUGUGGCAAUAUUCUUUUAUCCCAAGUGUUUUUCUAUCAUUUUUGAAGUCAUUGUUGUCACUUGAACCAGCCAUAUGGUGCUAUUCUGAAGGUACUUGACAGCUUUGUUGAAUCAGUAAGGCAAAUGGUGUUUGCAUUGCAAGAACAAAUUUAUAAGAAAAGAUAAAAGUACAAGACCGUUUGAAAUUGUUUGCACUUAUCGGAAUCUGUUUUGAAUGGAGUUGGCCUCAGGUAGUAGGGCCACAAUAUGGACAUCAAUGUCCCUUUCUGCUUAAACCGUUUUAGUCAUUAGACUGUAGUAUUCUGAUUUAGCCAUCCAUCUUUCUUGAUGUGUUUCAAAGGUGCAGGGUUAGAAACUAUGGGGGGGUAGGAAGUAGCAAAGACAUUGUGCUGAACUAGAACUGUUCAUUUGUAAACCAAAAGAAUACUCAAUUAGUAUUAUACAUGAAACACACCCCAAAAUCAAAGAGAAUUUGAAAGUGGAGAACCACAUUCAGUGGGUGUUUGCAGGGGCGGACUGUGACAAGCAAUCAGACCUGGCAUUUCUAACACACUGGCCAAUCUCUAAAGCCCUCAUACCGGCCCCCAGUAUUAGCCAGAUAAGUCAUUUUGCACACACAAAAAAACAAGUUAGACCAGCCCAAUGGGCUAAAAAUGGACCAGCCCAUCUGGCAUUUACCUGAAAUGACAAUGGCCAGUUCACCCAUGUCACUAAGUUCACAUCCACCACAAACACUCCUCUAUGAGAUGAAGGGAGCAUAAAUUUCCUGUUAUACAUGCAGCUAUGUGAUACAUUCACCAUAACACUGUUAUUCCAUUGCUCACCCUCUUAGACCAUGAAUGUAUUUUGCAAAAAGGAACAUUCAUAACUUAUAUACAGCGAUUAAGAUAUUCUUAACCCCGAUUUCAAAGUUUUGAACUGUUGUAAAUGUAGCCGACAAAAAAACGUGUUGCUCAGAGUGGAAAAGUGGAAUCUGUUCCAGAUGAAUGCACAUAUAACGACGAUACAACCUGAUGCAGAGUGUCUUGAACAUUUCCUCUCUGUGUGGCCCACAAGUUAUAUAAAUAUCUCACUGUGGUAUGGAAUUACAAACAUGACAAGAGGAACUGAUGAUGCACUACCCAAUUUAGAAAUUGCACCUUGUGCAUUCUACUAUGUCAACUUUCAAGAGUAAGUUUAAAGCCAGGCAGAGUUACUAACAAAAAAAAGAAAACGUUUGGUUGUCGGUUCUGUUCCCUGAACUGGUUCCAAGUCCUGUCUUUAACCUUACAAACUAUUUCAUGAAAUAUGUUACCUAAUCAUUUUGUAGCCAUUAGUUCGUUGGCAAAUUUUAUAGAAAUUAUGCAAUUGGUGAUUUUGGACCAUUGCUGAUGGCCUCGACAACCCUCAGCAGCCAGUAACCAAUACAGUACAUAUUUCAGUAGGCCCUAUACUACAAUAAACAAUUUUGUCCCUGAAACCUAAGAAUUGAAUACUUCACUAGCUACAGUACCAGUCAAAAGUUUGGACAUACCUACUAAUUCAAGGGUUUUUCUUUAUUUCUACUAUUUUCUACAUUGUAGAAUAAUAAUGAAGAAAUGAAAUCUAUGAAAUAACCCACAUGGAAUCAUGUAGUAACCAAAAAAGUGUUAAUCAAAUCAAAAUAUAUUUGAGAUUUUAGAUACUUCAAAGUACCCACCCUUUGCCUUGAUGACAGCUUUGCACACUCUUGGCAUUCUCUCAAGCAGCUUCUUGAGGAAUGCUUUUCCAACAGUCUUAGCACUUGUUGGCUGCUUUUCUUUCACUCUGCGAUCCAACUCAUCCCAAACCAUCUCAAUUGGGUUGAGCUCGGGUGAUUGUGGAGGCCAGUUCAUCUGAUGCAGCACUCCAUCACUCUCCUUCUUGGUAAAAUAGCACUUACAUAGCCUGGAGGUGAAUUGGGUCAUUGUCCUGUUGAAAAACAAAUGAUAGUGGGACUAAGUGAAUUCUAAAAUUCAAGGCACAAAAGUCACUAGACAGUGUCACCAGCAAAGCACCCGCACACCAUCACACCUCCUCCUCCAUUCUUCAUGGUGGAUCCACACAUGUGGAGAUCAUCUGUUUACCUACUCUGCGUCUCACAAAGACAAGGCGGUUGGAACCAAAAAUCUCAAAUUUGGACUUAUCAGACCAAAGGACGGAUUUCCACCCGUCUAAUGUUUCUAGGCCCAACCAAGUCUCUUCUUAUUAUUGAUGUCCUUUAGUAGUGGUUUCUUUGCAGCAAUUCGACCACGAAGGCCUGAUUCACGCAGUCUCCCCUGAACAAUUGUGUCUGUUACUUCAACUCUGUGAAGCAUUUAUUUGGGCUGCAGUUAUAUCUAAUGAACUUAUCCUCGGCAGCAGAAGUAACGAUGGUUCUUCCUUUCCUGUGGCUGUCCUCAUGAGGGCCAGUUUCAUCAUUACACUUGAUGUUUUCUGUAUUCCUCCCGUAGCUUGUCACAAGACAACUGAUUGGCUCAAAUGGAUUUAUAGGGAAAGAAAUUCCACAAAUGAACUGUUAAUUGAAAUGCAUUCCAGGUGACUACCUCAUAAAGCUGGUUGGAGAACUUUAACCUCUUACCUCCACCUGACACGCAGGCGUCCCAUCUAGACAUCUGGAAAUGCAAAUGCGCUACGCUAAAUGCUAAUAGCACUCGUUAAAACUCAAACGUUCAUUUAAACACAAAUGCUUUUCGGCGAAAGCAUGAGAAGCUAUUAUCUGAUAGCAUGCAACACCCCUAAAGACCCGCAAGGGACGUAAACAAAAUAAUUAGCAUAGUCGGCGCUACACAAAAUGCAGAAAUAAAAUAUAAAACAUUCAUUACCUUUAACGAUCUUCUUUGUUGGCACUCCUAGAUGUCCCAUAAACAUCACUAUUGGGUCUUUUUUUCCGAUUAAAUCGGUCCAUAUAUAGCCUAGAUAUCGAUCUAUGAAGACUGUGUGAUCAAGGAAAAAAACAGCGUUUUAUAACGCAACGUCAUUUUUUAAAUAAAAAAAAAAUCGACGAUAAACUUUCACAAAACACUUCGAAAUACUUUUGUAAUGCAACUUUAGGUAAAAAAGUUAAUAAUCGAUCAAAUUGAUCACGGGGCGAUGUAUAUUCUAUAGCUCUACGUCUUGAAAUAAUGUCCGGGUAAAUCUCAACCAAAAUAUCCUGUUGGAGACCGGAAGAAAUGGGCUGUCUCUUGUUCGUUUGACCAAGAAACAAAUCCUAGGCAAAUGACAAGACUGUUGCCAUCGAGUGGAAGCUGUAGGUAUUGCAACCUCGGCUCCAGGUAAUGUGAUUUCUAUUCAACAAUACAUUCAAGUGGCGCAUUGAUAUAUUUUCCAGUUUUCAGUGAUCAGAUUUUCCUGCGCUUUUCGAUGAAACGCACGUUCUGUUAUAGUCACAGCCGUGAUUUAACCAGUUUUAGAAACGUCUGAGUUUUCUAUCCACACAUACUAAUCAUAUGCAUAUACUAUAUUCCUGGCAUGAGUAGCAGGGCGCUGAAAUGUUGUGCGAUUUUUAACAGAAUGUUCAAAAAAAGUAGGGGGCAGGAUCAACAGGUUAAAGAAUCUCAAAUAAAAAAUAUAUAUUUCAUUUGUUUAACACCUUUUUGUUUACUACAUGAUACCAUGUGUUAUUUCAUAGUUUUGAUGUCUUCACUAUUAUCUUACAAUUAGAAAAUAAUAAUAAUAAUUCAACCUUGAAUGAGUAGGUGUGUCCAAACUUUCGACUGGUACUGUUUGUAAGUUGAUGCCCUCAUCAUUUGUAAUGUUAUGAUGGAAUGCAGUGUAUAUAUGACAGGAUUUAAGACGGAUUUUAUAUUUAACAAUAUGGCAUAAUAUUAGCAUUAUAAUCACUAUAAACCAGCAAACGAUCCCUUUAGGAAUAUUAUAGAUAAAUUGUUUGGCACAUUUUAGAAAAAUAUGGCUAAUAUUUUACAAAGAUUAUAUAUUUUGGAAACCGGGCUAAAUUGGUUUUGUUAUCUGCAUAAUUUUAAUAAAUGUUUUUUUUUUGUAUUAUCAUUA